This is a messenger RNA of Helobdella robusta, 414 nucleotides long. RefSeq lists its product as hypothetical. The record is from RefSeq and is a predicted model, not a curated record. The annotation marks the transcript as partial. The transcript has a single exon. Gene Ontology annotation, molecular function: RNA binding. NCBI's taxonomy places the organism in Eukaryota, Metazoa, Annelida, Clitellata, Rhynchobdellida, Glossiphoniidae.
GGAUCAAAAAUCAAAGAAUUGCGAGCAAAAACUGGAACUUACAUAAAAACUCCUGUGAAAGGCGAGCCUCCAAUUUUCAUCAUAACUGGAAGAAAAGAAGGAAUAGAAAUGGCUAAAAAGGAAAUUUUAGCAAUUUCCGAUUAUUUCAACCAAAUCCGAAAUAGUAGGUUGGGAAAUACUGGAUCUAACAAAUCCAGUGAAGAGGUGCACAUUCGAGUUUCAGUACCUUAUGAUGUUGUUGGAUUAUUAGUUGGACCUAAAGGUAACACCAUAAAAAAAAUUCAACAGGAAACUCAGACCUACAUUGUGACACCUAAUCGAGAUCACAAACCUAUUUUUCAAAUAUCUGGAUCAGUUGAAAAUGUUGAAAAGGCUAAGAAUGCGAUAAAGUCUUAUGUUUGGCAAAGGACUGGC